Cladophialophora yegresii CBS 114405 is the source of this 741-nucleotide messenger RNA. RefSeq names its product proteasome component PUP2. Lineage: Eukaryota; Fungi; Ascomycota; Eurotiomycetes; Chaetothyriales; Herpotrichiellaceae. The transcript has 4 exons. The record is from RefSeq and is a predicted model, not a curated record. Gene Ontology annotation, cellular component: proteasome core complex; proteasome core complex, alpha-subunit complex; nucleus. Gene Ontology annotation, biological process: proteasome-mediated ubiquitin-dependent protein catabolic process. The coding region runs from base 1 to 741 and encodes 246 amino acids.
AUGUUUAUCGCAAGAUCUGAAUAUGAUCGCGGAAUCAACACCUUCUCGCCCGAGGGCCGUCUGUUCCAGGUGGAAUACUCAUUAGAGGCCAUCAAGCUCGGCUCCACAGCCAUCGGAGUUGCCACGUCGCACGGCGUCCUUCUCGGCGUCGAAAAGCGCGUCACCUCCCCCCUGCUCGUCUCCUCCAGCAUAGAAAAGAUCGUGGAGAUCGACAGACACAUUGGCUGCGCCAUGUCCGGUCUCCAAGCCGACGCGCGGAGUAUGAUCGAGCACGCCCGCGUCGAGUCGCAGAACCAUGCCUUCAACUUCAACGAGAAGCUCGGCGUGGAGAGCUGCACGCAGGCGAUCUGCGAUCUGGCAUUGAGGUUUGGCGAAGGUGCCCAGGGUGAAGAGUCGAUCAUGAGUCGUCCGUUUGGCGUGGCUCUGUUGAUUGCAGGCUGGGACGAGGACCAGGGGCCUCAAUUGUACCACGCAGAACCGUCAGGCACGUUCUACCGCUACGACGCAAAGGCGAUCGGAUCCGGCAGCGAAGGGGCCCAGGCGGAGUUACAAUCAGAGUACCACCGAUCGCUCACGUUGGAAGAGGCCGAGACGCUCGUCUUGAAGACUUUGAAGCAGGUCAUGGAGGAGAAGCUGGACUCGAAGAACGUCCAGUUGGCGAGCGUCACGCGCGAGAAGGGUUUCCGAAUCUAUACCGAUGAACAAAUGAGCACGGUGGUCGCCAGGCUCGAGGGGGAUUAG